ACAUGGCCGUAAAGCGCCGCCACGCACACUGGGACGUCACGGGUCCCGGGUGGCUGUUCUCGGCAGCUGACCCUGGUGUAGGUGGCGGUACCUGCUAGUGGAGAUUUCUGUUUAGCAGUGGGGAAAGCGGCGGUUGGUUAUUUGGGGAGAACUUCUAGUCUGUGUGUAUUUUUAGAUAGAUGCAGCUGAAGAACCCGCGGGCCGCCGGGUCCUAGUGCCCGCUAGAUACCCGGAGCCGGGGAUCGGGCAGUGGGGCCGGCGGAGGCUGAGGCCCAAGCUAGGAACCUAGCUUCCUCGAAGCCGCCCGCGGGGCGCUGAUGGCCGGACGCUCCCUGCGAAAGGCUUUAGCCACGGUGUCUCUCUCAGUAGCCUUGGCCUCCGUGACUGUCAGGUCCUCAGGCUGCCGCAAUAUUCCGGCGUACAGAAACUCACUUUUAUCCUCUUGGUUUCAUCUUAACUCCAACAUCAUGUCUGGUUCUAAUGGUGUCAAAGACAAUUCCCACAACAAGGCUCGGACAUCUCCUUACCCAGGUUCAAAAGUUGAAAGAAGCCAGGUUCCUAAUGAGAAAGUAGGCUGGCUUGUUGAGUGGCAGGACUAUAACCCUGUGGAAUAUACUGCAGUUUCUGUUUUGGCUGGCCCCAGGUGGGCAGAUCCUCAAAUCAGUGAAAGUAACUUUUCUCCCAAGUUUAAUGAAAAGGAUGGGCAUGUUGAGAGAAAGAGUCAGAAUGGCCUGUAUGAGAUUGAAAAUGGAAGACCUAGAAAUCCUGCAGGGCGAACAGGAUUGGUUGGCCGGGGGCUUUUGGGGCGAUGGGGCCCAAACCAUGCUGCAGAUCCUAUUAUAACAAGGUGGAAAAGGGAUAGCAGUGGAAAUAAAAUCACCCACCCUGUUUCUGGGAAACACAUCUUACAGUUUGUUGCAAUAAAAAGGAAAGACUGUGGAGAAUGGGCAAUUCCAGGGGGGAUGGUAGAUCCAGGAGAGAAGAUUAGUGCUACACUGAAAAGAGAAUUUGGUGAGGAAGCUCUUAAUUCCUUACAGAAAUCUAGUGCUGAAAAGAGAGAAAUAGAGGAACAGUUGCAUAAACUCUUCAGCCAGGAACAUCUAGUGAUAUAUAAGGGAUAUGUUGAUGAUCCUCGAAACACUGACAAUGCAUGGAUGGAGACAGAAGCUGUGAACUACCAUGAUGAAACAGGUGAGAUAAUGGACAAUCUUGCCCUAGAAGCUGGAGAUGAUGCUGGAAAAGUGAAAUGGGUGGACAUCAGUGAUAAACUCAAGCUUUAUGCCAGCCACUCCCAAUUCAUCAAACUUGUGACAGAGAAACGAGACGCACACUGGAGUGAGGACUCUGAAGCUGACUGCAAUGGGUCAUAGCUUGUGGUCUCCGUGUAAGCCAGAGGCCAGCAAAGGAACGUGCACUGAAAAGAAGGCAGUGACAGAACUCAUGCUGUAAAAAGGCAGCGUAGCUCACUAGGAAGUAAUUUUAUUCACUUUCAAAAUGUUUGUAUUUAGAAGGUUUUUGCAUCAGAAUAAUAUGAGUAAAUAUCAUAAAAUAGAAUUUCCACCUUUCUGAUCAAAAAGAUUAGAAAUAGUUUUAUUUUGUAUGCAUUCCAUAAGCAUGGCUUAAACCAAGUUUAAUACCUGAUGCUCUUGAAGAGUUGUAGUUAGAACAAAGAUAAAUUCCCCAUCAGCUGUAACUUCUGCUUUUUCCAUUUAGUUCUUGUUCGUUAGUUCUUUUCCUCCCUCUAAACUGAGGUUUGAAGGAUGUUUGUGCCACAUCCAACUUCUUUUGGAGGAGUACUGCCAUUGGUUGUAUAGUUUAAUGUCUAAUCUGAUUUUUAUUUAAAUUAUUUUGUUUCACAUGAUUUUGUUGAAGCUGACUUCAAAAGUGGAAACUGUAUUUUUGUCUUUGAAGUUUGUGGAAAGAGACAUGCUAUUUUUCUACAGAUAUUUGAAAAGGGUAACCAGGCUUACUCUCAUAGCUAGAGAGCAAGAUUAGGCCUAAGAUAAAACAAAGUGGUGGGGUUUUUUUUUUUUCUUUUUUUGGUCUUGAUUGUUGUUGAUUUGAUGUCAUGACUUUUUUGGUGAUAAACCCGAACUGAUUUUCAUCCAUUUUAUAAGGAAAUUUCAGUUAUUUUGUCAAUAAAGAUCAAGAUUAAUGAAUAAGAGCUCAUAUUCUUAUUUUUCAGAAAUUCUGAAUUUUAAAAAUACACCUAGGGUAUUAGAAAUUUAUGGAGAUUUCACUCUACUCUCUACUAUAACUAUUGUAUGUCACAAAUGAAUCAGAGAUGGAUGUAAAAAGGCAGGGACAGAGAGGGGUUGUUGUAAGUUAGAGUACUUUUUAUGAAGAAGGGAAUGUUAAGGAUGGAACUUAAUUUUUGAGAGACAUGUGGUCAGUGUAAAUCAUAGAGGAAGGAUAGGGUUGGUGUAUUAGGGUCUUUUGGAAGCAGGGAAGAGGAAAGAAAAAGAACACUGCUUGUCCCAGUAGACAUAUCUGUCAUACUCAGGCUAAGGAUUUCUAUUGGAAAGUCCUGUGAUAUUGACUCCUGACAACCUGCAGUACAGACUGUCAGAAUUCCUUCUUCCUUCCAGUUAGAUUAUAGAUGGGACACCUAAAGAAAAGGAAGUUUGUGGAAAGAGACAUGCUAUUUUUCUACAGAUAUUUGAAAAGGGUAACCAGGCUUACUCUCAUAGCUAGAGAGCAAGAUUAGGGCUAAGAUAAAACAAAGUGGUGGGUUUUUUUUUUCUUUUUGUGGUCUUGAUUGUUGUUGAUUUGAUGUCAUGACUUUUUUGGUGAUAAACCCGAACUGAUGUGGAAAGAGACAUUUCUCUUCUUAGUGUAACUGUAAGUUUUGCAAAGAAAUGUUGCAGUGUUUGAUUUCAGGAUACCUUGGUCUCCUCUGGAAGAGUUAUAUUAUGAGGCUUAUUAUGAUAUUAUUCUUUUAAAAUCCAUGAAGUCCUGGUCCAUAGGAUCCUGUGCAUUGAUCACUCUCAUUUGAAUGACUUUCUCUCAGCAUGAAAGAGCUGGCUUCUACUUUUACUGUUUGACAGGAAGAAAUUGCUUCUUCCUGGCAAUAAAUAGAAUUCUUUGAAAUUGAAAUGACUAAUGAAAGCUCUCAAGAAAGUUUGAGAAAUUUUGUGAAAAUAACAUUUACUUAUUUUUUAAUAAUUUUGGUAUAUUUGAACUGAAAUAAUAAAGAUAUUAGUUUGUGUUGAAGUUUUAUUUGAAGUAUGACUGAAGCAGAUAGGUCUAUAGAUAACAUUUGUUGUGGUAUCUUAGAGUUUUCAUUAGAACAUUGACAGAAUAUGAAAAAUGAUUAAACCACUACCAACUAUAGAUAAGAUAAAUGCAGAUCGUCUUCUGAUAAUUGUAAAUAUCCAGCACCAUCUAUAAUUAAGAAAAACCAGAUUAAAAUGUUAAUUUAAGACCUUCCUGGAGGAACAUCUGCAUCUCUAUUGAUAGAUAAUGUCCCCUUCAUAUUUACUUUCCUAAUGUCUUAGAGAUAAUUAAUAUUUUUUUCUUUUAUAGACUGAAUAAAGUAAGUAGCAAUAAUAGAUCCCAUUUACCGACUGUCUGUGUCAUUAUCACUUAAUCCUCACAACAGUCCUGUGAAAUCCCAGGACUGUUCCAUUCCAUUUUAUGGAUGAAGAAAUUGAGAUUUUGAAAGAUUGCCUAAGGUUUUAUUCAGUGAGGGAUAGAGCUUGAAUUCUGGUCUACCUAGUUCCAGUAUCUGUUCUCGUUUCUAUUACAUAUUAACCCUACUCAGGUUACGAGUCUUGUGAUUUGUUACUUUAAGGAUGCAGAUAGGAAAAGUAUGUUACAUAAAUGAUACUCAUGUUAGCCAAAAUAAUGCAUAGUUUAUGACUUGAAAUUUAAGGGCCACACCUGAUUAAACCAGCAUUGUUGAAAUUGUUUGUAUAAUUUUGGACCAAAGACAGUUUAUUUGGUGAUAUCUUAAUCUAAGAUAUCAGUAUUUGUCUUGCCAGCAGACAUUCUUGAGCUUUUGAAAGAAUUUCCAACUCAAAUAGAAGUGUAUGCUAAGUUUACUUAAGGUUGUAAUUAUCUUAAGAGCUAGACACUGGGUAGCUGUGGAGAGAAUUUGAAAAUUCUAGCAGUUUUAGAGGCUACUUUUGUUUAGAAGUAUAAAUUAUUUUAUGCUUAGGACUUCUGGUGGCUAUUGUUUUCUCAAAUAUUUCAGGAGUUUUAAUAAAUAAACUAAUUUAAAAUAAA
Molecule: messenger RNA, 4227 nt
Organism: Ictidomys tridecemlineatus (thirteen-lined ground squirrel)
Lineage: Eukaryota; Metazoa; Chordata; Mammalia; Rodentia; Sciuridae
Gene: Nudt9
Product: nudix hydrolase 9
Cellular component (GO): mitochondrion
Molecular function (GO): ADP-ribose diphosphatase activity
Source: RefSeq, a predicted model, not a curated record